Molecule: messenger RNA, 1068 nt
Organism: Penicillium salamii
Lineage: Eukaryota; Fungi; Ascomycota; Eurotiomycetes; Eurotiales; Aspergillaceae
Source: the annotation of a GenBank genome assembly
AUGUUGCUUCCUACCCACAGAAUGAAUUUUACGCAGCGGCCCUUGCACGGCGCCAUGUGUCUUUUAUUGGCAAUUUGUUUGAUUUGGGUCACAGUCAUGUCGUACCUCACUUUUGCUAACCAAGGGCCCAACAGCGCCCCGGGAAACAAAUUGCAACGAGUCGCCAAAGUAUCCAUGCUCUAUGGAGGCACAAAUGACAUGUAUGAGAGAGCAUUGCGCAGCCAUGAGCGCCAUGGAGAAAGAUGGGGCUAUCCGAUGCACGUUUUACGACAGGAUAUCACAGCCGGGUUCUGGAACAAACCAUGCUAUCUUCUUUCCUUGGUAAUCAAUGAGUUGGCCCAACCAGUGGAAAAGAGGCUGGAGUGGUUCAUGUGGGUGGAUGCAGACUCGAUCAUUCUAAACAACGAAAUUCCCAUGGAAAUCUUUCUUCCGCCACCUGACCUUCAAGGCAUCCACCUGAUAGCAACUCAGGACCACAACGGCCUCAAUACGGGGAUAAUGUUCUUGCAUGUCCACCCAUGGACUAUCAACCUCCUAACCGAGACAAUGGCAUACCCUUUAUAUCUUCCAGGCAUUGACCUCGGGCGAUCUGCUGACCAGGAAGGCAUGAAGCGUGUGCUCAACAAGACCACCGGAGGACCAAAUGGCCGGGGUUACGCUGAUGGGGUGGUUUAUCUACCAAGACCGUGGAUCAACGCAUAUGAGUGGGACUGGGCAUAUGAAGGGCGGAGGGGGGAUUUGCUUGUACAUUUUCCCGGACUGGAAGAACGACGGUGGCCGCACAUGGCCAAGUGGCUGGACAUAGUUGAGAUGACGCCUCACGAGUGGGACCUACCAUUGGAGGAGACUGGUUAUCCUGACCGGACCGUCACUUACUGGUCACUAUUCCGGAGUGCGAGGAACAGCAUCGAGUCAGUGGAGAAGAAAAUACACGCCGGGGAAUCUAUGCCUGCGCGCACUGUGGAGGCGGUUGAAAUCCUCAGGAAGGUGCUGAGGGAAAAGUCAGACAACAUGGACUUAAUCCGAAAGGGUCUCAAUACUCUGGGUGCAUUGGUCGGAAAGAACUAG